This is a messenger RNA of Parascedosporium putredinis, 3552 nucleotides long. NCBI's taxonomy places the organism in Eukaryota, Fungi, Ascomycota, Sordariomycetes, Microascales, Microascaceae. The record is from the annotation of a GenBank genome assembly.
AUGAAGGAACGAGGCGUGCCCCUGAAGCCCAUCCGCCGAACCCAACAUCGCUUCAAAAGCUACAAGGAUCAGACGGUUGUCGAGCCUUUUUCUCCCGGGACAAAUGUAAUUGUUGGUCGCAAUGGUUCGGGGAAGAGUAACUUCUUCGCCGCGAUACGCUUCGUCCUGAGCGAUGCCUAUACCCAGUUAAGUCGCGAGGAGCGCCAAGCGCUCUUGCACGAAGGAUCUGGAUCUGCUGUCAUGUCGGCCUACGUCGAGAUCAUAUUUGAUAAUUCCGACGAGCGCUUCCCGACCGGCCACUCAGAAGUCAUUCUGCGCCGCACAAUCGGCCUCAAGAAAGACGAAUACUCGGUGGAUCGCAAGGUUGUCACCAAGUCCGACGUCACGAAUCUUCUCGAAGCCGCCGGUUUCUCGCGCUCAAACCCCUACUACAUUGUGCCCCAGGGACGCGUGACAGCCUUGACGAACAUGAAGGAAUCCGAUAGGCUAACCCUCUUGAAGGAGGUGGCCGGUACUCAGGUUUACGAGGCGCGCCGUCGCGAGUCUCUAAAGAUCAUGGAAGAGACGCGUGACAAGCAGGGCAAGAUUGACGAGCUUCUCCAGUAUAUCCGGGAACGUCUAGCUGAGCUUGAAGAGGAAAAAGAAGAACUGCGUGGGUUUCAAGACAAGGAUCGAGAGCGCCGUUGUCUCGAAUACGCAUUCUAUCACCGCGAGCAGGUUCAGGUUCAGGAUGCUCUCGACGAAAUCGAACGGACGAUUGCACGACUGGAUGCCGAAAUCCAUCGACUUCAACGCGAAAUGGAGCUCCUGGGCAUUGACAAACGCCAGCUCGAAGAGGAUCGUCGCGAGAAUGCCAAGGCUCGCGCAAAAGCGGAGAUGGCUCACAAGAACCUAUCAGACGGACAGUCGGCCCAAGAGCAGGCGCGAGCGACCCAUGCGGCCGAGCUCGAGGCCGUUCGCGCGGACAUCAUCGCCAAGGACCAGGAGCUUGCUAGAAUCAUCCCAGACCUCACGCGACGCAGGAUGAAGGAGGACGAAGCGAAACAGAAUCUCGACACUGCUGAAGCCACCCGAGCGCGUCUCUUCACCAAGUCGACACGAAGCUCGCAAUUCAAGAACAAGGCGGAACGAGACGCUUGGCUUCGCAAGGAAAUAGACGAGGUCACACUCGCCCUCGGCAAUCAAAAAGCCAACCGGAUUGAUGCCGACGAAGAAGUCAAGCGAGUCGAGCUAGCGAUCAAGCAGCUGGAACAAGAGGUCAUUCUCCUCAGGUCAAGGCUCGAAUCUUGGGGUGGAGACAGAUCAUCGCUCGUGGACGAUGUCACCAAGGCGCGCGAUGCAUUGGACCGACUCAACGAUGAGAGGCGCAUGCUACGGCGUGCCGAUGAUAAGCUUGAUUCCGUUAUCGCCGACGCCCGUCAGGAGCGGGACCAGGCAGAACGAGACCUUGGACAUGCCAUGGAUGGUGCUACUGCUCGGGGCCUCGCGACGAUCCGACACCUUAAGAAGGAACGCGACAUUCCCGGCGCUUACGGUACCCUUGCUGAGCUUCUCGAUGUCAGUGAUGCCUACAAGCUUCCCGUCGAACAAGUUGCGGGAGCUAGUCUCUUCCAUUAUGUGGUCGAUGAUGAGCGGACUGCAACCUACCUCGCCAACAUCCUCCACAAGCAGCAUGGAGGACGAGUGACUUUUAUGCCUCUGAACCAGCUUCGGCCCCGGCCGAUCAACCUGCCGAGGAGUGCCGAUGCGGUUCCGAUCCUCAGCAAGAUCAAGUACGAGUCCACCUACGAAAAGGCUUUCCAGCAGGUUUUCGGCAAGACGGUACUUUGCUCUAAUCUUACCGUCGCUACCCAGUAUGCUCGUAGCCAUGGGGUUGAUGGAAUCACGGCAGAGGGAGACACAUCGAGCAAGCGAGGAGCCAUGACUGGUGGUUAUAUUGACCCUCGCAAGUCGCGUCUCGAUGCUGUCAAGACUGUGAGCAAGUGGCAAGACGAAUAUACCAAGAAGAUUGCGGAAUCCGACGAGAUUCGGAGACAAAUUGAGAGGAAGGAUCAGGAAAUCACCCGUGCCAUGGGUGAGUUGCAAAAGGCGCAACAGCGCCUGCGCCAGGUUGACGACGGCUUCGAGCCGCUCAAGGCUGAACUACGCGCCAAGACGGGGCACCUAGAAAACGAGCGGUCUCAGCUGGACGCGGCGUGGAAGCGACGGGACACGGUCGAAAGGCACAUGAAGGCGUUUUCCGAGAAUCUUUCUGCUCACGAAGCCGAACUUGCGUCAGAGUUUAAGAAGGCUUUGACGACUGCCGAGGAGAACCAACUGGAAGAUUUCGGCCGAAGAGUGCAAGAAUUCCACAAGCAGUGGAAUGAUUUCAGCAAGAAGAGGAGGGAGCUCGAGCAGAGGAAACAAAUUCUCGAGGUCGACCUGCGUCACAACCUCCAACCAAAGCUUGAUCAACUCAACAGCUUGGCGUUUGAAAACUCAGCCUCGGCCGGCACGAGCCUCUCGGAAGCCGCCCGAGAGCUACAGCGCCUGCAGAACUCAUCGGGCGCCAUCCGGAAGAAGCUCAAGGAGAUCGAGGCUCAGCUAGAACGACAGCAAAACGAGAUCUUCGAGUUGGAGGGCCAGAAGAGCGAGCAGGAGCAGUCUCAACAGGAAAUCGCGGCCAGAAUUGAGAGGCAACAGAAGAGAAUCGAGAAGAAUCUCCAACGCAAGGCCCUCCUAACCACUCAAGCCACGGAAUGCGCGAAGCAGAUCCGAGACCUUGGUGUCCUGCCUGAGGAGGCCUUUGAUAAAUACGAAAGGAUGGACGGCAAAGUGAUUGCCUCCAGACUCAAGAAGGUCAAUGAAGCCCUCAAGAAGUACAAACAUGUCAACAAGAAGGCGUUUGAACAGUACAACAGCUUCACGAACCAGCAGGAUCAGCUUCUGAAACGACGAAGCGAACUCGAAGAGUCUCAAUCGUCCAUUGAGCAACUCGUUGAGCAUCUUGAUCUCCGCAAGGACGAGGCUAUUGAACGAACAUUCAAGCAGGUCUCCAAGGAAUUCGCCACCAUCUUCGAGAAACUUGUCCCAGCUGGCCACGGUCGCCUCGUGAUCCAACGCAGAACCGACCCGCGCCACGAUGCGGAAGAAUCGGAAGAUGAGGCUCAACCGGCCAGCAAGGUUGACAACUACAUUGGUGUCGGCAUCAGUGUCUCCUUCAAUUCCAAGGAGUUUGACGAACAGCAGCGCAUCCAACAGUUGUCUGGUGGACAGAAGAGUUUGUGCGCGCUCUGCCUCAUUUUUGCCCUCCAGCAAACGGAAAGCAGCCCUAUGGUUAUCUUUGACGAGGUGGAUGCCAAUCUUGACGCCCAGUACCGUACCGCUGUUGCCGCUCUUCUCGAUUCCAUCUCCAAGGAGGCCGGCACUCAGUUCAUCUGCACCACCUUCCGACCGGAGAUCGUACAUAUCGCCGACAAAUGUUACGGAGUAACCUUCCACAACAAGACGAGUUCCAUUGACUGCGUCCCCACCGAGCAGGCACUUGAAUUCGUCGAAGGCCAGAAGAGGUAA